Amphiprion ocellaris (clown anemonefish) is the source of this 905-nucleotide messenger RNA. RefSeq lists its product as uncharacterized. NCBI's taxonomy places the organism in Eukaryota, Metazoa, Chordata, Actinopteri, Pomacentridae. Bases 70 to 666 code for a protein of 198 amino acids. The transcript has 5 exons. The record is from RefSeq and is a predicted model, not a curated record. Gene Ontology annotation, molecular function: calcium ion binding.
GUAUGGCAUUAGCUGGGAUUUACUGAGUGUAUAAAGUCAGUGGUGAGCUCAGAGCUGCUCCUUUACAGAAUGGGCCAAGCUGCUACCCUGCCUUGUAGGAGAGGAGAGUCGUAUGUUACAGAGCUGUAUGAAUGGUUCAGAAAGUUUAUUACUGAAUGUCCAAGUGGGUUGAUCACUCUUCAUGAGUUUCAAAGGCAUUUCUGUGACGGAACUGUGGGCAGUGAGUCGGCUGAGUAUGCAGAACAGAUUUUCCGUACGUUGGACAAUAAUGGGGAUGGGGUGGUCGACUUCAGAGAAUAUGUCAUGGCCAUCAGCAUGCUUAUUGAAGGCUCGGCUGUUGAGAAGUUGUGCUGGUCAUUCAAGCUCUAUGACAAAGACAAAGAUGGAGCCAUUACAAAAGACGAGAUGCUGGAGAUCAUGCAGACUGUUUAUAAGAUGAGUGUAGCUGCUGCUUUAACCAAACCCAACCCACUCACGGCUGAAGAAUGUACCAACAGGAUAUUUGUGAGAUUAGAUAAAGACAAUAACGCCAUCAUCACUCUGGAGGAGUUCAUAGAGGGAGCACUGGAUGAUGACUGGAUCAGAGAGAUGCUGGAAUGUGACCCCAGCACGGUGAAGGUGGAGAGGCCCCUGAGGAGGGACAGCACUCUGGGGACCCAUGGGUGACCUGAAGUGGGGUAGUCCUGUAUUCACUGGGUGGAGAGAAAUGAGCCAGUCUGUGUUGGACUAGAAAAUAAAGAUAGUACUGCAUGUUUUCAAAAAAUGAAAUCCAUUAUUUUCUGGUGAAUUUUGUUUACAUUGUUUUAUGAAUGCUUUCUUUGCUGGGUCACUCCAAAGUUUUUGAUAAUUUCUGUUAUUCCCAUGAAAUAAAUGAUGGCAAUCAUGAGGCAAAGAGAUUUUACAUG